Linum tenue is the source of this 531-nucleotide messenger RNA. NCBI's taxonomy places the organism in Eukaryota, Viridiplantae, Streptophyta, Magnoliopsida, Malpighiales, Linaceae. The record is from the annotation of a GenBank genome assembly.
AUGGAGGUUGAGAUCUCUUGGAAGCCGCCACCUCUAGAGUGGGUUACUCUCAAUUCAGACAGCCCCGUCAUUCCUGAAUCGGACCAUGCUACAGCGGGUGGCCUGAUUAGAGAUCAUACAGGAUGCUGCCUCGCAGCAUUCGCUAGUAACUUGGAGAUUUGUUCUAUCACCCGAGCAGAAUUGAGAGGAGCUGUAGAAGGACUUCAGUUAGCCUGGGAGCGUGGUUAUUGUCGGGUUCGUGUGGAGUUGGACUUUCAGUGUGUUGUUCAGCUUCUCCACAGCCAGAGCACUGAUCAUCAUCACGCCGUUGUCAUUGAGCGUUUCCAGGAGCUUUGCACACGGGAUUGGGAGGUUUUGUGUUACCAUAUCUACAGAGAGGGAAACACGUGCACUGAUUUUUUAGCUAGUCGAGGUCACUCCCUUCCUUUGGGUACCCAUCUUGUCCCGAUGUUUGAUCCGGGUUUGAGUCAUUUUAUCAUGUAUGACUGUCAAGGCUUUUCUGUGCCUCGUCUUGUUGUGAAUGAAAGCUAA